This is a messenger RNA of Penicilliopsis zonata CBS 506.65, 339 nucleotides long. RefSeq lists its product as hypothetical. The record is from RefSeq and is a predicted model, not a curated record. Gene Ontology annotation, cellular component: mitochondrion; L-cysteine desulfurase complex. The transcript is spliced from 5 exons. Bases 1 to 339 code for a protein of 112 amino acids. Gene Ontology annotation, biological process: iron-sulfur cluster assembly. Lineage: Eukaryota; Fungi; Ascomycota; Eurotiomycetes; Eurotiales; Aspergillaceae.
AUGUCCGUUGCUACGCUGCAGCGGGAUACCGCUUUUCAAGUUCGCUCUCUGUUUCGUUCUCUGCUCCGACAGUCUUCGCAGUUCUCCAACUACAACUUCCGCCAGUAUGCUCUUCGGCGGACUCGGGAUGCCUUUCGUGAGCACCAGACUGAGAAGGAGGAGCGGAGGAUACAAGAAUUGAUGCAGGAGGGGUUACAGAAUCUACGCAUGUUGAAGAGACAAACAGUGAUCAGUCAGUUCUACCAGUUGGACAAGUUGGUUGUUGAGGGCCAGAAAUCAGGAAAACAAACGGGCCAUGAAGGCAAUUUGGUUCGUCAGAAGGAUACUGGCUGGGACUAA